AUGCUGUCUUGGACGCCGGCGCGGCCCCUCGACGGCAGUGAUCUUCCCACCGCCGGGCUCCACAGCCUGCUCACCCUGCCCUACCCCAGGCUCCACUAUAAGAAAUAUCCUCGACCUCCACUGCCUCGGCCUCGCGCCUCGCCGGAGCAGCUCUACCGUCGGCCGAAGUUGCGCAGGUCUCCAUGUUCCCCCGCUCUUCUUCCUCCCUCUGUUUAUCUCUUCCUUUUUUCUCUCAAGUCUCAACCCCCCUCUGUACUUCUCUUUGCAAGGAGGCCGCCAUGGACUUCCUCAUCGAGCCGUCGCCGGAGUUCCAAGUCCGCGCCGCUCGAAACCGUCUUCAACCUCCAUCGGCCCUUGUUCCUCCAUGCCCCGCCAAGCGCGCACCAAGCCGUCGCCGCGUCGAGCUCCACCGCCCAAGUCCGCCGUCCCGCCGCCCGCCGGACCUCCCUGGCUGUCUUCCUCCACUGCAUCCCGUCGCUCCUCGAACGCACCAAGUCCCCCUGCAUCAAGCACCGCCCUCGCCCAGACGCAUCGAGCGUUGGUGCUCUUUUGCCUCAUCGGGUGGAUGACACCCAGCGCACUCACGCGCGUGGGGUCAAGGGCGUUGACCGCGCCCCUGCCUGGGAAGAUCGCCAGCGCCUCUCGGCUCGAUCCCCUGCUCUACCGCUCGCAUGCAGCCUGAGCUCCGGCGAGGUUGAUCUGGACGGCUCGGCAGCGUCACCGGCGGUAGUAACUCUAAUAGGCCACUACACUUUCCAAAUUCCAAUGCUCGCGUGUUGGUCGUUCCCAAGUUUUCACUACCCUGAGCCUUCGAGUACAAGAGGCUGCUGCUUGACUAUAACAGCGAACACGACCAACAAGCUCCGCCAGCGCGAGGCAAGCGACGACAUGCUCGGUUACCCCCACCUGUGAGUCGCGCUCCCCCUGCCCAGCCGCCCCUCCGUGAGUCGCUCUAGAUUCGGGAUCACUGCUAGAUCCUCGGCACUAGAAACGAUCAGAUAUUCAGAUGAUAUGUUAGUUUCUGUGGUUUCUGAUAGGCCCGCUGCAUCUGUUGGCGUUAACCAUUUCCUAUGUGGUUCUGUGUGGAACCCUUCCUAAUUUGUUUGCAGCCCUUCCUAAUUUUUUGUUUUUGUUCUAUUUGGAAAUGGAUGCAGCAGGUGCUCUGCUCUUGCACACGUCUGGCACCGUCUCUAGCGCGGUGGUGCUUCUUGAGGCGACCGGCGUGAUGGUGGCUGUGUACGGCGGCGACCACAAGCUCUUCGGUGAGUCGGCUCCAUCUUCUAGCCCUAGCUCCCUAUUUUCUGCUCCUAUAGCACGCUCUGUUGGUUUAGAACACUAGCAGCAGUAGCCUACCGUGUAUACACACUAAACAGCAGGAGCUCAAUCACCUUGUGUACACUAGCAGCUUGCUUACACACUUGUCGCUUUUGCUUGUGGUAGCCAUUACGUAGCUGAAUCAUGUCCGUGUCUACUAAUCAUCAGUUCAUAGUAUUUGGCUUCUGUGUGAUUGUCUGCGACUAUUUUAUGGUGAUGUGGAUAUACUUUCUGAUUUAAAGUUACUAAUAUUUUUUGUUUUGAUUCUUUCUUUGGUGCGAGGAAAGCUGUGAGUAGACGUCAACGAUGCCUACUUGCUUGGCUGCUACAGUGAUGCAUGCGCCGGUCAAGCAAGCACACAUGCAUAUACGUGCAUGUUAGGAUAGUAGCAGAUGUGCCAUAAUUCCUGUGUAAGGAAAUGUAUUCCUGAGAUGAUUUUGUUAUGUUAUCUAAACCUGGGAGAUGCGUUAUGUGAUGUGAUAUGAUGGAUGAUCUGAAUUCGACAUUGAGUUUUCCUGAUUUGAAUAUGAAA
Molecule: messenger RNA, 1846 nt
Organism: Triticum urartu
Lineage: Eukaryota; Viridiplantae; Streptophyta; Magnoliopsida; Poales; Poaceae
Source: RefSeq, a predicted model, not a curated record